UAUAGAGAGCGACGCGCAGAGCUGUAGCUCUGUGACAUAAAUCUCUCCGGAAUGCGGAGCCGGAGCUGCGAGCCGCGGAUUGACUGGAAUGAGUUGUUCUGAGAGACAGUGCUAAACGUGCAGAAGUGGAGCUGCUCCUCUGUAUUAAGAGUCUGGCCGGAGCUGUCAGAACCACGCCUAUAGGGGCCCACAAUUGGUCCAGAAAGCGUAAAAUCAGCAAUCAAAGGGGCUUGGUUCAUUAGUGUUGGGGAUGGAGGCAGGAAGGACAUGUGAGAUAGUCACAGAUCUGCAGUGAGCGGGGCCACAUCUCUCCAGUCAGUGUGGGAUGACUAAAGCAGAGGAACUGUGAGGCACACAGCGCAGCCGGGCUCUGCCUUCACACACCGCGCCGCUCCAGCUCAACGAUCGGCGGAGGAUCCAAAGGAAGCACACAUCAGCACAACUCUGUGCUGUUUUCUUCAUUCUGAUUACGCGCUGUGUGUUUGACGCGGCGCCGGACUCCUCUCAAGCGCACAACACAAACUAAACUGCUCGCGAAGCGCGGACCUACACCGGCUCCGGGGUUUUGGGGGAAAUACCACUACAAAUCUCAAAUUUUCACUUCGCUUUUUGUGGAUGCACCGAUGAGAGAUCCAGUUUUUACAGGGACUGCAAUGGCUUAUCACCCUUUCCACGCACACCGGCCGACCGACUUCCCCAUGUCCGCCUUUCUAGCGGCCGCGCAGCCUUCCUUCUUCCCGGCGCUCAGUCUGCCUCCCGGGGCGCUCACCAAGCCCAUCCCAGACCACGGCCUGGCCGGGGCGGCGGAGGCUGGGCUCCACCCGGCCCUCAGCCACCAUCAGGCGGCUCAUCUCCGCAGCAUGAAGAGCCUGGAGCCCGAGGAGGAAGUAGACGACGAUCCCAAAGUUACACUGGAAGCCAAGGAUCUGUGGGACCAGUUUCAUAAACUCGGGACUGAGAUGGUUAUUACCAAGUCCGGGAGGAGGAUGUUCCCUCCGUUUAAAGUUCGGAUAAACGGGCUCGAUAAAAAAGCCAAAUACAUCUUGCUGAUGGACAUCGUCGCGGCGGACGACUGCCGCUACAAGUUUCACAACUCUCGCUGGAUGGUCGCGGGCAAGGCCGACCCGGAGAUGCCCAAGAGGAUGUAUAUCCACCCGGACAGCCCGGCCACCGGCGAGCAGUGGAUGGCCAAGCCUGUUGCUUUCCAUAAACUCAAGCUGACCAACAACAUAUCAGACAAACACGGAUUUGUCCAGACAAUCCUGAACUCCAUGCACAAGUACCAGCCCAGGUUCCACAUAGUCCGGGCCAACGAUAUCCUCAAGCUCCCCUACAGCACCUUCAGGACCUACGUGUUCCCGGAAACCGAGUUUGUGGCCGUGACAGCGUAUCAGAACGACAAGAUUACGCAGUUAAAGAUUGACAACAACCCUUUCGCCAAAGGAUUCAGAGACACGGGGAACGGGAGGAGAGAGAAAAGUGUCGCCGACAGGAAACAGCUGACCAUGCCGUCACUGCGGAUGUAUGAGGACCAGUGUAAGGGGGACCGGGAGGGAGCAGACUCGGACGCCUCCUCCAGUGAUCCUCCAGCCGGCAGAGACACCGUCCACUCCCCGCUGGGUGCUGGUUCAAGCCCGCUGAGGUUCAGCAGGCCAAGUCAUGACGACAAAACGUGCACUGACAGCGAGCAGGAGAUGGAGCAUCAAGACGAGCUCUGCACUGCCUCAAACAGCCCUGGACCUGAACCCGUGUCCCCCUACAGCUCCAGGUGUGAGGAGCGCGUGAGGGAGCGGCCCAGCACGGAAAAGAAGGAGGACUCUUUAUUCAGUGUAAGGAACCAGGAGAAGGACAAAGCUGAAAGCAGGAGCAGGAAGGACACCUCGGACACGUUGACGAAGGACUCGGAGUCCGGAGGAAUCAGUGCCAGCAAGGAGACCUUCUCCCCUCUCAUGGUCCAGACCGAGAGCCCCUCGCACUUCAGCCCGGGCCACUUACAAAGCCUGGCUCUGUCUGGCCUGCAUAGCCAGCAGUUCUUUAACCCUCUGAACGCCGGAUCGCCACUGUUGUUUCACCCGGGUCAAUUCGCCAUGGCCCCCGGAGCCUUUUCGGCCAUGGGCAUGAGUCACCUUUUGGCCUCCGUAUCAGGGGCCGGUGGUUUGGAAAAUGGCAGCCUCUCCUCCCAGGGUGCAGGAGGAACCCCGAACCCCUUCCCCUUCCAUCUGUCCCAGCACAUGCUAGCCUCACAGGGCAUCCCCAUGCCUCCGUUCGGCGGUCUCUUCCCAUACCCAUACACCUACAUGGCGGCGGCUGCAGCAGCGGCCUCGGCCUCAGCUCUCCCGGCCACCAGCUCCUCCAACCCGCUUUCCAGGAACCCGUUCCUUAGCUCAUCCAGGCCCCGGCUCCGCUUCAACCCCUACCAGCUCCCGGUUUCCCUGUCACAGAGCUCCAGCCUGCUCACCGCUGGCCUGCAGCAGGUCGGCCUCAACCUGAGCUCUGAAUCCUCCAAACCGGGCAGCAGGGAGACCAGCCCGGCCCCGGAGCACCAUAGCAGCAACCAUAAGACUGGAGGGUCCAAUGGGAGGACCUCGUCCCCUAAAACCUCCAUGAAAGACUCGGUGAACGAGCUGCAGAGCAUCCAGAGACUGGUGAGCGGCCUGGAGGGUCAGAGGGAGCCCUCCCCAAGAGCUGACUCUCCCAAGUGAUGAACACUGAGUUUGGGAUGAAGACAAACCAGAGGACUAUAAGUGCAAGUGUCCUGUACAGCACAUUAUGGAUACUGGGACGAGUGAGGCCAUUAUGGUCCCGGUGAAGGCUGAUAACUGGUAUUUCGGGAACAAAGCUGCAGAAAUACAGAACUUUAUGUCCAUAUUAUUAAAUUUAAUGUUUCAAAUUAUAGAUAAAUGAGGGUUGAAGGCCUCUCAGACGUCAUUUUGGACCAUCAUAGACACCAAAACUCUCCCUUGAGUCCCAGGUUUGUCAGGUUAGUAUUUCCUGAAGGCAGACUUAACAUCAUAGAAACUCUGGGAUACAUCUUUGUUCUGCUAAAAUGAAAAUAAUAUAGAAAAUUAACAAUUAGGCCUAACUAAAUACAUAUAUAACAAGACAAAUUUACCACUACAGUUCAUGGACUUUCCAACAUAAAAAAUAUUGUCAAUCAAAGUUUAUCAUAUCAUAGUUGGACCACACAAGGUCAGUAUCGGCCCCCAGAUAUCGGUCUAGCCUGCCUGCGGCUCCACAGACUGAUAAAGAUGUGUCGAGUUUGUUAACUUGAAGCAGCCGGCUUCAGACCUGAACAGGAGCCUCAUCGCGUCUCAAGCUGCAUCCAAAAACUUUGUUUGUUUCAAGGCCUGACUAUUUCAAAAAAGGCAUGGAGAUGAAGAGGAAAAAAAGAGCCGCUUCUUAUCAUUUCAUGCCAGAAAAAAAAAUGUUUCUGAACUAUUUAUGUAAUUAAAGAUUAAAACAAUUCUGUAAAUAAAGCUAAGAUCCAAGAAUAUGCAAUUGGUAUUAAUUUAUUCAAGGCUGUAUAUUAGCGUGUAUAUAUUACGAAUUUUACUUUUUUCUCUUUCCUUCUCUCUCCUUUUCCUCCCCUCCUCUCCCCCAUUUUACAUGAACAUAUACUGUAAAUGAAAAGCUAUUUAGCGCUUGUUGGUUUGACAAACUGUGUAUGAAGCAUCGCUGAUUUUUAGAGGACGUGUGUGCCAUGUUUUAGUCUGCAUCCACCGACAAAAUCCAGAGGGACAGAGGGAGGAAGAGCUCCAAAUUCAUAAAAACACCUCAGGUUAUUUCACUCCAGCCAGGAGACAUUCAAAGCAAUUCCUCCUCAACGGGCGCAUCAUUCAUAUCUAUUCAUAAAUAUAUUUAAAGAUGAUGAAAGUAUCUUGUUUAUGCUGGUUGUCCGGGUUUUUUUGUUUUUUUUUGAUUGUCUCACAAUUUCAAUAAAAAAUCGUUGUGCUGAAA
Molecule: messenger RNA, 3957 nt
Organism: Labrus mixtus (cuckoo wrasse)
Lineage: Eukaryota; Metazoa; Chordata; Actinopteri; Labriformes; Labridae
Gene: tbx2b
Product: T-box transcription factor 2b
Exons: 8
Coding region: 624-2702 (692 amino acids)
Biological process (GO): positive regulation of DNA-templated transcription; cell fate specification; regulation of transcription by RNA polymerase II
Cellular component (GO): nucleus
Molecular function (GO): RNA polymerase II cis-regulatory region sequence-specific DNA binding; DNA-binding transcription factor activity, RNA polymerase II-specific
Source: RefSeq, a predicted model, not a curated record